Messenger RNA from Erythranthe guttata (spotted monkey flower), 912 nucleotides. Its product is annotated as small ribosomal subunit protein eS8. Gene Ontology annotation, biological process: translation. The record is from RefSeq and is a predicted model, not a curated record. NCBI's taxonomy places the organism in Eukaryota, Viridiplantae, Streptophyta, Magnoliopsida, Lamiales, Phrymaceae. Gene Ontology annotation, cellular component: ribosome. Gene Ontology annotation, molecular function: structural constituent of ribosome.
UCUCUCUCUUGCCGGGUUGCAAUUCCACCGCCGUUUCAGUCGUGCUGCAUUCCGUCGCCGAUUAAUCGGAACUCUUCGAUCAAGAGCCCGAAAUCAUGGGUAUCUCACGAGAUUCGAUGCACAAGAGACGCGCCACCGGAGGAAAAAUGAAGGCGUGGAGGAAGAAGCGAAAGUAUGAGCUCGGAAGACAGCCAGCAAACACGAAGCUGUCGAGCAACAAGACUGUGCGAAGGGUGAGAGUUCGUGGAGGUAAUGUGAAGUGGCGGGCCCUGAGGUUGGAUACAGGAAACUUCUCGUGGGGGAGUGAAGCUGUAACCCGUAAGACACGUAUUCUCGACGUUGUUUAUAAUGCGUCAAAUAAUGAAUUGGUUAGGACCCAGACUUUGGUGAAAGGGGCUAUUAUUCAAGUGGAUGCUGCACCUUUCAAGCAGUGGUAUCUUCAGCAUUACGGAGUUGAAAUCGGCCGCAAGAAGAAGGCUGCCGCUAAGAAGGAAGGAGAGGAGACUGAGGCUGCUGCAGCCGAAGAAGUGAAGAAGAGCAAACAUGUGUUGAGGAAACUCGAAAAGCGUCAAGAGGAGCGCACAAUUGACCAACAUAUUGAGGAGCAAUUCGGGGGUGGCCGUUUGCUAGCUGCAAUUUCCUCUCGUCCUGGCCAGUGUGGCCGUGCAGACGGGUAUAUUUUGGAGGGUAAGGAAUUGGAGUUCUACAUGAAGAAACUCCAGAAGAAGAAAGGAAAGAGUGCCGGUGCUUAAAUUUUGCCGAUAGAAUUUUAAUUCGUAGACGGCUCUUGAUCUUUGUAUUCCUUUUCUCUGCAAUGUAAGGAACAAAAUGAGCUUUCGUAAGUUAUAUUGAACUUUUCGAUUGUCAUACUACUGAUUUCUCGAGACAUGUUAAUUUUUCUUCAUUGGCUAA